CCCGGCCUCGCCCUGUGAUUGGCUCAGAGGGAUGCGGAGGAUGGCGCAGGGAUGCUGAAUUGUCUGGGCAGGUCCAGGCUCUCCUGACUCACACACUCCCAGGAAGAGGAAGAGGAGGGCAAGUGCUACUUUCUCUGCAAUCCUGUGGUUACAGCCCCUCAGAAGCCCUGAAGGUCCCCCUCCAGUGUCACCAACAUGGAGUUCUGAAGUCCAUGUGGCGUGUCUCAGUGAACCAAGUCCUCAGGAAAAUGCAGAGACGCCAUAGCAGCAACACGGAUAGCAUUCCACCCGAAAGAAACCGCAGCCAGGCACUCAGCUCGGAGGCCAGUGUGGAUGCAGGCGGUGUCUUUGAGAGUCUGAAGGCAGAAGCGACCUCCUCGCCCACCCUCUUCUCGGGGUUAUCGGGGCUCCCCAGUGGCAGCUUGCCCACUCCACCCUUCCCGUCCAGCCUGGUGCUGGGCUCUGCGGCUGGUGGUGGGGACGUGUUCAUCCAGAUGCCUGCUUCCAGGGAGGAUGGCGGGGGCCGGGCCGAGGCUCCAGGGGCCUACCACCAUCGCCAGUCCCACCACCACUUCCACCAUGGGGCACACCGGGGGAAUUCCCUGCUGCAGCAUGUGGGUGGAGACCACCGGGCACACCUUGAUGAGGGGGGUGACGAGCAGCCAGGGACCCCCGCACCUGCCCUGUCUGAGCUGAAGGCGGUGGUCUGCUGGCUCCAGAAAGGGCUGCCCUUCAUCCUCAUCCUACUGGCCAAGCUCUGCUUUCAACAUAAGCUCGGCAUCGCCGUGUGCAUUGGGAUGGCCAGUACCUUCGCCUACGCCAACUCCACGCUCCGGGAACAGGUGUCAUUGAAGGAGAAGAGGUCGGUGCUGGUGACCCUGUGGAUCUUGGUCUUUCUGGUGGGGAACACGCUGUAUGUGCUUUAUACCUUCAGUUCCCAGCGACUGUACUACAGCCUCAUAUUCCUAAAGCCCAACGUGGACCCCCUGGACUUCUUUGACUUGCUGUGGAUCGUGGGCAUCGCUGACUUUGUGCUGAAGUACAUUACCAUCGCCCUCAAAUGCCUCAUCGUGGCCCUGCCCAGGAUCAUCUUGGCUGUCAAGUCCAAGGGCAAGUUCUAUCUGGUCAUCGAGGAGUUGAGCCAGCUGUUCCGCUCGCUGGUCCCCAUCCAGCUGUGGUACAAGUACAUCAUGGGGGAUGAGUCGGCCAAUAGCUACUUCCUGGGCGGAGUGCUCAUCGUGCUGUACAGCCUAUGCAAGUCAUUUGACAUCUGUGGUCGCGUGGGUGGAGUGAGGAAAGCCCUGAAGCUUCUCUGCACCUCUCAGAACUAUGGGGUUCGUGCCACUGGACAACAGUGCACAGAAGCCGGCGACAUCUGUGCCAUCUGCCAGGCUGAGUUCAGGGAGCCUCUGAUCCUGAUGUGCCAGCACGUGUUCUGCGAGGAGUGUGUGUGCCUCUGGCUGGACCGGGAGCGCACCUGCCCGCUCUGUCGCUCCGUUGCUGUGGACUCGCUGCGAUGCUGGAAGGAUGGAGCCACGUCCGCACAUUUCCAAGUGUACUAGACAACACCCCAACUUGUGACUGCCUCCGGCCUCGCCUUCUGCCCCCCUACUCCCACUACAGCCUCUGCUCAGCUCAGUCCCUGCCCCUCUCUCCUUUCCAGAGCACAGUGAACCCUCUUCCCUCCUUCCCUCUCCUCGCCCAGACUCAAACUCAGCUGGUCACCCACCCACUUCCAUCAAGGCCUCCAUGUUGGUGGCCUUUCCUUCACUCAUGCUGGCCUGAUUCCUGAGGGUACAGCGCCCCCUCCCAAAUCAGCUUCAUCAAAGAGGCAGAGCUUCCAAGGCUGUGGGGGGUCCCCUCACUCCCCACUGCAAUAAGGUAAGCAGCCCCCCUUCUUCGUGGUCAGCUCCUGGGCCGUAGACAGCGCCACCAUCCUCCCUAGAUGUCUGCUAGGAGGAGAGCUCGCCUCAUUCAGACCACUGCCAGGAUUUCGGGGCACAAGUGAGGCCCAGCCACGUGGCUUUUCUCAAGCUCGCAGGUGUGUUUGAUGUGAGCUGCACUGAAAAAGCACAUUGGGGAGUCCUGGAUUUUGGACUCUGCUGCUGGGCCUGUGGACAGACACACCCCCUUUGUAAUACCCCUUCCUGGGUUCUUCAGGCGUGCCUAGGACCCACUGGGCAGCGAAAAGUUGGCAUCAUGUUCAACCCGACUAUCUCCUAGGCUCCCCAUGCCCAGCUUUCAUUCUCUUCUCCUCCCUUGCGUCUUCUGUCCCUUACCUAAGUCUCAGGCUUGUCAACAGCUCCCGUGGACACUGCCUCCUCCCCACCUGCAAACCCCCUCCCCCCGAGGGAACCAUCAGAGCAAGAGGGACCAUCUCAUCUGGAUUUUUCCACCUGCCACGGUGGCAGCUUGGAUGGAGACAAAGGUUUUUUUUAUUUUUAUUUUUUUUAAUCUCCAAUAGCGACACAAGCAGCUUCUCCAACCAGGACACUCUACUUUGAAACUGGGGAGACAGCCCAAGUGGUUACACAAAGCCCCCUGAGUCUUUCUGGCCCCUGCCUCCCCAUCUUUUAUCCUCUAUCAGUCCUAGGUAGGCAGUUCCCACUCUGUUCCCCCCGCUAGAUUCAGGGCAUAAUUUCUGGGAGCCUCCAAGCCAGGCCUUUCCCCUCACACCCGUCCCACACAUCCUAGCCUCAUUCCCUAGUACCCAGCCGGGAAAUAGGUCCCUGGCAGUCCUAGGGCAGCUUGCAAGCCCUGUUGCUAUGGAGACGGCCAAGAUGCUCUAAUCUCACCUACCUGGAGAUUCAAGUCCAAAGGGGAAGAGGAAGAAACUGCUCUGUUUUCCUCCUCCCUUGAGGAAGCACUCAAGGGAGAUGUGGCAGAAGUUUCUGCAGCUGGUUUUGAUCAGAGGUUUGCCUGGGCCGGCCCGUGGGUGCCCAGCCUGGGAAUCAGAGAAUCCAUUGCUGGAAGAGCCUGCUAGUACCUGAUUCUUGGUUCUGCUAAAUGAAAGAUGGAUGGAAUGGACCAGGCCUGGGGAUUCGCAUUUCCAGCACUUCCUAAGUUUGAGGCAUCACUGUACCUCCCUGUUACUGUCUCUAGGCUCACAGACCCAAAAUAUUCACCACUGGAGAUGGGUGAAUCACACUGGAACUCACCUUCAGAGAACAAAAGUGGGUUUUGUCCGUAGCACUCGGGCUAGCCCUUGAUACAAGGACAGAUCUUGAACAUUCUAUAUGUCAAGGGCCAUGACUAUGAGGAAAGAAAGGAUGUCACACUUCGAAAGACCUGGAGAGGCAGGGCUGGUCAUAUGAUUUUAUUUAUUUUAUUUUAUUUUGGGUUUUUGGGCCACAUCCGGUGAUGCUCAGGGAUUACUCCUGGCUAUGCCUUCAGAAAUAGCUCCUGGUUUGGGGGACCAUAUGGGAUGCCAGGGAUCGAACAGAGUUUGUCCUGGGUCAGCUGUGUGCAAGGUAAAUGCCCUACUGCUGUGCAAUCGCUCCAGCCCUGAUUUUAUUUAUUUUUAUUCAUAUCCUGUUCUCUGGAAGAAAGCCCUACCUGGAAGUCUUCUUGGGAGGAGCAGUGGUUAGUGCAGGACUUCCAAAGGCCCUUCUGUAGGGCUGUCUUCAUUCUUAGGGAGCAAAGAACACCCUACUCUGUUCUAGCUCAUUCUUCCAGCUACCAAGAUGAAGAAUCCUUGGGGCUAGAGCCACACAACAGGAAGGACAUUUUGCCUUGUGUGCAGCCAACCGAAGUCCGAUUCCCAUAGAGUCUUCUGAGCCCAUCAGGAGUGAUCCCCGAGCACUGCCAGGCGUGGCCCCCAAAACCAACAAACAAAAAAGUUGAAGGACUCUCGUGUCUGUGACUCACUUCUUGAGUCCCACAAAUCCCUUGGACAAGGUCUUGAGAAGAAUUUAUCUGAGUAGGGAAAAGGAUGGCUGAGAGGACACCACCGCUGGUUGGCACGAUGGCUACUAAGAUUCAGGGCUGGAUGGAGAAAAGGUCAUGUCAAGCCCAGGAUGUUGUGAGGACUCAGCUGUCAAUAAAUGUCCCCUGUCAAUGGGGAUGUUUCUAUGAGCCACCAGACAGAAGCUUCUAUAGCACAAACGUGGAGAAGUGCUAUAAGUACUGAGGGGAAGAGGGCAGUUGAUGCCUGCCUUGCCUGUGUGGGUUCUGCCCAAAGGCUGGCAGGAGGAACCUGGCAGGGACAGUUCGGCAGAGGGCAGCUGUGGGGACUCUCAGGCACAGCUCACCCCAGGGUUUGUCCCACCUUAUGAUUCUGUCUCAUCAGCCCCUGGCUGUGGGUCAUGGGGCUUCUCCACCAUGAACCCCCAAAUCUCUGACUUGCCCAGUGCCAGCAGGGUUACAAAGGGCAGGAUGGAACCUAGAACAAGAAGGGUGUGGAGAGAAGUGAGUGAGAUGGCUGGUUAAUUGUAGUUUGUCUCCACCCAGAAUAUUGGGGCUGAUUCUAGAAAAUUUAGCAUGGUCAAAGAUUAGGAUGAUGGAUGAUUUACAUGUCAUAGGUGAUACACAUGUAAUAGAUGAUUUACAUGUGAAUGGCCAUGCAGGAGCAAUGUAUCUUAGAGUAGAUCAUGUGCUUUGCAUACAUGAGGCCCUUGGUUCAAACCCUACACUAUGUGCUCCCUUGAGCAUGGACAGGUGUGGGUCUCAUGGGAAAACCUUGAGUUGUUUGUUGGGGCUCAAGCAAUAGUACAGCAGGAAAGGCACCUGCUUUGCACACAGCUGACUCGGGUUCAAUCCCUGCUAUCACAUAUUUGUUCACAGAGCACCACCAGGAGUGAUUCCUGAGUGUAGAGCUUGGAGUAGCACUGAGCUACUGGUGUGUGACUCUAAAAACCUAGAUCAGAGCAUAGGAUAAUGGGAGAGCACUUGCCUUGCAUGCAAUUGACCCAGAUUCAAUCCCCAACAUCCCAUAUGGUUCCCUGCGCACUACCAGAAAGAAUUCCUGAGUACAGAGCCAGAAGUAACCCUUAGGCAUUAUUGAGUGUGACCCAAAUAUCAAAAGAAAAAGAAACUUGAGUUAUUGGUAGUGUUGGGUAUUUUUUGAGGGGUAGGUCACACAUUGUUACAGUUGGUACUCAGGUCAGGGGGAGACUAUGCACUGGGGGGUUAGGGCCACACAAGGCUGUGCUUAGGUGUUACUCCUGGCUUUGCACUCAGAAAUUACUCCCAGAAGGCUUGGGGGAUCAUAUGGGAUGCCAGGGAUCAAAUCCGGGUCCUUCCUGGGUCAGCAGUGUACAAGGUAAACACCCUACUGCUGUGCUAUCAUUCCAGCCCAAGACCCAGAACUUUUGGGUCUUUUCCCUCUUGUUGCCCAGUCCCUGGGGUGGAAGUAAGGAUGUUUUCAGGGAGAUAACAGAGAAGGGAGGUUAGUACCCUGCUUUCGGCUUUGGGCACAGUUGUGGGGUACAGCCAGGCCCCUCCCCCACAUCUUUGGGGUGCAGCCUUUCUGAAGGGAAGAAAAACACAGAGGCCUUUGUCUGGAAGUGCACAGCCGUUUUUUAAUAAAGUCAUUACAAAUAUGUACAAA
Messenger RNA from Suncus etruscus (white-toothed pygmy shrew), 5548 nucleotides. RefSeq names its product ring finger protein, transmembrane 2 (gene RNFT2). The coding region runs from base 213 to 1562 and encodes 449 amino acids. Gene Ontology annotation, biological process: positive regulation of ERAD pathway. The record is from RefSeq and is a predicted model, not a curated record. Lineage: Eukaryota; Metazoa; Chordata; Mammalia; Eulipotyphla; Soricidae. Gene Ontology annotation, molecular function: ubiquitin protein ligase activity. The transcript has 11 exons.